Exaiptasia diaphana is the source of this 816-nucleotide messenger RNA. RefSeq names its product acetylcholine receptor subunit alpha-type unc-38. Gene Ontology annotation, biological process: nervous system process; monoatomic ion transmembrane transport; signal transduction. Gene Ontology annotation, molecular function: transmembrane signaling receptor activity; neurotransmitter receptor activity; monoatomic ion channel activity. The coding region runs from base 1 to 816 and encodes 271 amino acids. The record is from RefSeq and is a predicted model, not a curated record. The transcript is spliced from 2 exons. Gene Ontology annotation, cellular component: synapse; neuron projection; membrane. Lineage: Eukaryota; Metazoa; Cnidaria; Anthozoa; Actiniaria; Aiptasiidae.
AUGACCUUUACAACUGUGAAUUAUAGCAAUUGGGAAAAUGCACCAAGUGGAGAAUGGAAUGUAGAGAAUUUCAAUAUUAAAACUGAGCGAAAAUUCCGAGACUAUUUGCCAGGACGUGAGUUCUUGAACGUCGUGAUCACAAUUGAAGUGGACAGACUAAGAACAUUUUAUGUUUUGUACUACCUUCUACCUUGUGUUGUGUUGGCAUUGCUUAUGUUCAUUAGCUUUCUUAUACCUCCCGACACUGGAGAAAGAAUUGGUUUCUGUUCAUCAUUACUUCUGGCAUUGAGUGUCUAUCUUCUCCUGUUUUCUGAACUUCUUCCAAACACAAGGCRCAUUUCUCUUCUUGGAGCAUUAUUUGUCGUGGUGUUCAUAGAAACUGCCUUGGCUCUACUGGCAACAGUAGUGGUACUGAAAGCAUUCCACGCUAUUAAUGAAGUCCCUACAAUUCUUAGCUUUCUGUGUGGUCUUGGCUGCGCUAGAAAAGAAGAUAAAAGAAAGAAAAAGCAAAGCAAGGUAAUACCUCUAUCUUCUGCGAUUCUUAAAAGAUUCAAACGCGUGGAGAGCGGUGAACCCAACGCAGUCCAGCUUGAAGAAUUUAAAACGUCUGAGGAGCUGCCAGAAAAUACGACGGUAUCGGCAAAGAACGAAGAUCAGCGAGAAUCGGAAAAUCAGUACGAGGAAAGCCAUCUUCGCUGGAGUCGGGUAGCACGACGACUGGACCGUUUAUUUUUCUGGAUUUUCAUGGUUGGAAUGUUGGCAUCUGUAGUCUAUAUCAUUAUCAAUGCAGAAGCAGUGACAUCUUUGAACAUCUAA